Messenger RNA from Engraulis encrasicolus (European anchovy), 4724 nucleotides. RefSeq names its product transmembrane protein 132E (gene tmem132e). The transcript is spliced from 10 exons. Lineage: Eukaryota; Metazoa; Chordata; Actinopteri; Clupeiformes; Engraulidae. The record is from RefSeq and is a predicted model, not a curated record. The coding region runs from base 1133 to 4408 and encodes 1091 amino acids.
UAGAACACAGCCUUCCCUUUUUCUUUGAAGUCGGAUUCGGACACCCACCCGCGCGGACACCAACUGCCUGAGUUUUGUUCUUCAGACGGCAGUGCCACAAUAGCCUUGACUACAACACUCAAUCAAGUGCAGCUCCGUUGUUUAAAGUGGAGUUUCACAGAACCACUUGGAAUACAGCCUGCCUGCACGAAAAAUCAAUUUUGGACACGGUUGAAUCUGCUAAGGUUUGCGCAGCUGUAUGCUUUAACCUCACUUAUACCACGUAGGCUACCCAUGCGUUUGUGAACGAGUUAUAAUGGUGGAAUUUCAGCGCCAACUGCUUUGGUGAGGUCUCGUCGCGACUGGAGGACUUUUCACCGCUCUGUAUGGACAGUGGAGGUUACCGAUUUGCACCACCGAGGGUUUGAGUCACUCCGGCGGCACGCGCUUUGGAACCUGAUCCGAUAGCGUAGUCCGCAUCAGGAAGAGCGGGCGUUUUUCUUUGCCUUGCUCAUGUGCUCAGUCUAACCGGUGCAUUCUUGAACAACUUACCAGUUGGGAAAGGAGGCUUGUUUUGGGGACGGCCGCGUAAGGGCUACGCGUAUCUCCUAUUAGAAAUCUGUGGUCAGUACUGCGUUGUAUAACUUCCGAGAAGCCCUCAUUUGGACGUGCCGCACGUAUUUUCACCAAAUAUUUUAGCCUUCAUUAUUCCCUGUACCUGGUAGCCUGUAGCCCAUUUUUGGCAUAUGUCUGAAUGAGGAAAUCUGGACUAAUGUAGAGCGUAUGCCCCUCUUCAUUGUGGAAUUACAACAAGAAAGUGUUCAAAAAGACAAAGCGCGCUGGAGUCUAAAGGAUCUGGAUUUGGAUAUUUGGAACUUUUCUCCUUUUAAUACAGGCGAACCUGCAAGACUGCAAUCGGCAGAGAAUACAUUCUUCACCAUGGUAGUGUUCGGUGCCGAUCGUAGUAUUGAUAACAUUUAAUGAAGUUGAGCAGCGUUUUUACCCAAAGUUGUCUAACCCCAGAAAUUAUUUACGGUGAAAGCUAAUGCUCUCAAGACUGCAGAGAACGAGCCAUUCCAUUCAUUCGGUCGGAAGGCUGUCGAAGUGACCACCACUCCUUGCAUCUUUUGCUGGAUAUAUUUGGAUAACUACGAUGUCAAUACCAAGAUCUUGCAGAGGAACUGUGCUGCUCUGGCUCAUGUUCAUUUCAGACGUUGCUGGUAAAGUGUCCCCCACCACCUCGGAUGCUCUCCUCAGUGUCCCCUCGGCCAGUGCCACCCUCACUCCCCCGGAUGUGUACCUGCCGGCCAGCUUCAAGCUCUCCAACGCCCAGCUGGCGUUCUUCCUGCAGGAGGCCCGCACCUCCUCCUCGGGAAAGCUCGGCGGCCACCCGCUGCACAGAUCCGAGAGCUUUGUGGUCUUUCAGACCAGGGAGCUGCCGGCGGUGAACAUCAGCCUGGGGCCCUUCGCGCGCGACCAGGCGCUGCCCAAAGACCUGCUGCAGCCCUCCGGUCCGCUGGACAUCCCCGGCAGCGUGACCGUCAACUGGAAGGUGCGGGCGUUCAUCGUCCAGUCGCGGGUGUUUGCCACCAACCCCGUGGUGCAGGUGUUCUUCUACAUCGCGGGCCGCGACUGGGACGACUUCAAGGGCCAGGACAGCCUGCCGUGCGUGCGGCUGCACGCUUUCCGGGACCCACGGGAGAUCAAGACCUCCUGCCGGCUGCAGGGCAACCUGGCCCAGUGCCUGGCCCAGCUGGAGCUGCCGCUCACCUGGUUCAACGCCAACGUGGCGCCCCUGGGCCGCCGGAAAGGCUCCUCCUCCUCCAGCAGCGACAGCCUGGAGCUGAACGGCGAGACCUUCCAGGUGGGGCUGUACUACACCCUGCAUGAGCCGGGGCCCAGCGGGGAGUGCAGCGACAGCAACCCCCGCCGAGGAGGUGGAGGUGGAGGUGGAGGCGGAGGAGGAGGCAUGAGAGGGGGGGAGGCUUCUUCUCAGCAGCCCCUGCUCCGCAUCGGCAGUAUCAGCCUCUACCAGCCCAACCAGGAGGUUCUGGUGGUGGACAAGCAGCUGGAUAAGAACAUCUUCCUGAGGCUGCCAGAGAAGCCGCUUAAGCCGGGAGAGACCCUGACCAUCAGCCUCUUCGUGGUGCCCAACUCCACCGUGGAGCAGUUCUCCCUCAAGGUGAAGGCGAAGAAGGGGGUGAACCUGCUGAGUACUGAGCCCAAGAGUGCACUGUGGAAUGUGGACUGGGAGAGGCAGUCAGGAGCCAAACACUCCAUCGCCACCGUCACCGUCAGCAGAAACAAAGACGUACCACCCGGGGAGAUGAUGGGCAAUAUUGAAAUCAUGCAGCUGGAUUUCGAAAUGGAGAACUUCACCAGCCAGUCCGUGACCAGGAGGAUCAACUGGAACAUCGAUUACCAGGGCCAGAACCCUCCGCCUGACUCGGAGAAGGUGGUGACGGAGCUCACCGUGGUGCAGAGGGACAUCCAGGCCAUAAUCCCCCUGUCCAUGGACACGGAGAUCAUCAACACGGCUGUUCUGACCGGGCGAACGGUGGCCAUCCCUGUGAAGGUGGUCUCCAUAGAGAUGAGUGGUGUUGUCACCGACGUGUCCAGCGCUGUCCAGUGCAAGUCCUCUAAUGAAGACAUUGUCAAGGUGUCCAUGAGCUGUGACUACGUUUACGUGAACGGGAAGGAGACGCGAGGGUCCAUGAGUGGCCGCGUGAUGUUCACCUACGAGCACCUGAGCGCCCCCCUGGAGCUCACCGUCUGGGUGCCCAAGCUGCCCCUCAACAUCGAGCUCUCCGACAACCGCCUCAGCUUCAUCAAGGGCUGGAGAGUACCCAUCCUGCCCGACCGAAGAACGGCCCGCGACAGCGAUGACGACGAUGACGAUGACCGCAAGGUAGCACGCGGCUGCGCCCUGCAGUACCAGCGCGCCCAGGUGAAGGUGCUGACGCAGUUCCAUACCACCUCCACCGAGGGCACCAACCAGGUCAUCCCCAUGCUGGGGCCCGACUGGCAGGUGGACGUCACCGACCUGGUCCAGGACUCACUCAAGGUGGCCGACCCGCGCGUGGCCGAGCUGGUGGACCGCACCGUGCUGGUCGGCCUGGAGCUGGGCGCCACCUCCCUGAAGGUUGAGUCUCCUCUGGCGGUGGAAGCAGUGCUGGGAGAAGCUCCUUUCUCUGUGACGGACGAGAAGGUCUCCAUUGUGGACCUGCGCACUCACGCCAUCUCUGGCCUCACGCUGUCACUGCAGCCAAGUCCUGGAAACAGCCACACUAUGGUCGCUAAGGCAACUGGCCUGCAGACUCUCACCACCCCAAAGCAGGAAGCCAGCCUGUCCGUGUGGCUCUACUACAGCGACAACACGGUGGCGCCGCUGGCCCUUUACGACCCCAAGGACUACAACCUGAACGCCUCCACCUUCGACGAGAAGGUGUGCAGCGUGACGCAGACGCAGCGCUGGCCCGUCAUCGUGGCGGAGGGCGAGGGCUACGGAGAGCUGCUGCGCGUGGAGAUGACCAUCGGCGAGACCUGCCAGAAGACCAAGCGCAAGAGCGUGAUCGCCUCGUCCACCGUCUACGUCAAGGUGCGCUUCGGGCCUGAGGAGGACUCCGAGGAGGAGGUGGAGGGUGAGAUGGAGACCCGCGAGCCCUCGUCCAACACCCGGCGACCCGUCAUCGACCCCAGUGCAGGAGCAGGAGGUCGCGUGGGUGGAGGCUACAUUCCGUCUAAUGGCCAGCCUGCCAGUGUGCCAAUUGACUACACCAACUUCCCGACCACGGGCAACCAGGAGCCACCCACGGAGGAGGACGACGAGGAGGAAGACGAGGACGACGACUACCCUCCUCUACCUCGCAGCAUGACGGACCUGGAGAUCGGCAUGUACGCGCUGCUGGGCGUCUUCUGCCUGGCCAUCCUGGUGUUCCUCAUCAACUGCAUCGUGUUCGUGCUCAAGUACCGGCACAAGCGCAUCCCGCCCGAGGGCCAGGCCAACAUGGACCACUCGCACCACUGGGUGUUCCUGGGCAACGGGCAGCCGCUGCGCGCCCAGAGCGAGCACUCGCCGCAGCAGGUGGAGAGCCCCAGCAACGCGCUGGAGGGUGUGCAGACGUGCUGCCACGGCGACCACCACAGCAGCGGCAGCUCGCAGACCAGCGUGCAGAGCCAGGUGCACGGACGGGGCGACGGGAGCUCCGGGGGCUCCACGAAGGAACACGGCGAGGACGCCAGCUCGCCCACGUCCAAGCGCAAGAGGGUCAAGUUCACCACCUUCACCACGCUGCCCACCGAGGAGCUGCCCUACAACUCCAUCCCCAUCGCCGACGAGGAGGACAUCCAGUGGGUGUGCCAGGACAUGGGCUUCCAGGACCCGGAAGAGCUGCAUGAUUACAUGCGCAGGAUAAAGGACAUCGCCUAAGCUGUGGUGGUGGUGGUGGUGGUGUAGUUAAGUGUAGCCUCACUUGCCACUCUCACAGAGGGCUUUCUAGAGCUUUCUAAACAAAACAAAAAACUUUCCUUUAUAAUUUUUUUUUUUGCUUUUUUUCCCCACUUUAAUGGAGGUAUUUUUUCAAAACUUAACAAAGGCCAACUACAAGUGUUUUGUUUUAUUUUUUCGUUGGGGUUUUUCCUUUUUGCACAGUGCUGUUACCCUUACACAUUCACAAUUAAACGAACAAUAGCGAAAAACAAACUCACCACCUCCGCAGCCGCCGCCACUACCAACAACAGCAGCA